AUGGCGGGGGCGAUCCUCUACACAACUGGGGUAGUAUCCACCAUUGCGGUCGCUGUUCUGAUUGGAACAGCCUUGUUCUACAUGUUGACUGGCCAAGGAUUCCGAUUUGACAUUGCCUGGUUCUUGACACAAACAUCACCACACAUGUGGGCUGGAUUGGGAGUUGCCGCCUCGUUGUCAUUAUCAGUUAUUGGCGCUGGAUGGGGUAUUUUCACAACCGGAUCAUCAAUUUUGGGAGGAGGAGUUAAAGCCCCACGGAUAAGAACGAAGAAUUUGGUAUCGAUUAUUUUCUGUGAAGCUGUCGCCAUUUUCGGAAUCAUCAUGGCCUUCGUGUUUGUCGGAAAACUAUCGGAGUUCCGUCGAGAACAAUUUGACGUGGUUGCGGAUCGAGAAAUUAUCGCCAAAAAUCUUGCCGCUGGAUACAUGAUCUUCGGUGGUGGGCUAACGGUUGGAUUCUCGAAUUUGGUGUGUGGACUUGCCGUCGGAAUCGUCGGUUCUGGAGCAGCGUUAGCCGAUGCCGCCAAUCCAUCUUUAUUCGUCAAAAUUCUCAUCAUCGAAAUUUUCGCCUCAGCCAUUGGCCUUUUCGGGAUGAUUAUCGGCAUUGUGCAGACCAACAAAGCGUCUAUGGGCGGAAAA
Mesorhabditis belari is the source of this 636-nucleotide messenger RNA. The record is from the annotation of a GenBank genome assembly. NCBI's taxonomy places the organism in Eukaryota, Metazoa, Nematoda, Chromadorea, Rhabditida, Rhabditidae.